Molecule: messenger RNA, 3602 nt
Organism: Megalobrama amblycephala (Wuchang bream)
Lineage: Eukaryota; Metazoa; Chordata; Actinopteri; Cypriniformes; Xenocyprididae
Product: NLR family CARD domain-containing protein 3-like
Exons: 8
Coding region: 142-3168 (1008 amino acids)
Molecular function (GO): protein binding
Source: RefSeq, a predicted model, not a curated record
UUGAAAGGAAAGUAAAAGAAAAGACUCCAUUUCAAGGAUUUAAGCCUGUCACUGGAUAUUUGAGUGGCGGCAUUUUGUGUCACACUCUUUUUGAGACACAAGAUCAGGAGGGCAGUGCCUCAAAGAAGGAAGCAAGGCACCAUGUCUGAAAAAAGUUCUUCAUCUCCUGGAUCAGACUGUGAAUAUUCAAGUUAUAAAUCCAUAGACAAUAUUCCCAUUGGUAUGAAUGCAGUGACCUCUGACCCCAGUAUUAGCAAGAGGAAGAGACAGAGAUCAGAGUCUCCAGAACCCAGUGGUGUGUCUAUGAACAGUAACACAUCCAUGAUCCUUGAUACCCCUGCAUUCGGUGAUGCUAAGACCUCACAUUCUUUCAAGGGACAGAUACAUGAGAUUAUCACAUCUGCAUCCUCUACAUCAAACUAUCAGACUCACAUCAGCACUGAAGCAGUCCUGCAGACACACACACUGGAGACUGGAGACCUGCAGAAAGUCAAAGACCAACACAAAACCAGCAUGAAGAACAAGUAUGAGAGAUUAUUUGAAGGAAACAAACUUCAAGAGAAUGAAACCCUCCUGAACAGGAUCUACACACAGCUCUACAUCAUAGAGGGAGAGAGAGAAGGAGUGAAUGAAGAACAUGAGGUUUUACAGAUGGAGAAAACAGCCAGAACACAACACUCACAAGACACUCCAAUCUACUGCAAUGACAUCUUUAAAGCCUCACCUGAACCAGGAUGUGAGGAGAAAGACCAAAUCAAGACUGUUCUUACUAAAGGCAUUGCUGGAAUUGGAAAAACCGUCUCUGUGCAGAAGUUCAUUCUGGACUGGGCAGAGGGAAAAGCCAAUCAGGAUAUAGAUUUCAUGUUUGUGCUUCCAUUUCGAGAGCUGAACCUGAUCCGAGAUCAGCAGUACAGUCUUCACAGACUUCUGCUGGACUUUCAUCCUGAACUUCAAGAUCUGGACUCAAAGAUUUAUGAGGAGUGUAAAGUUGUGUUCAUCUUUGAUGGUCUGGAUGAAAGCAGAAUCAGACUGUUUUCAGAUGCUCAGAAAGUUUCUGAUGUGACUGAGACUUCAUCAGUGGGUGUGUUGAUGUCAAACCUCAUGACAGGAGAGCUGCUUCCCUCUGCUCUCAUCUGGAUCACCUCCAGACCAGCAGCAGCCAAUCAGAUCCCCUCUGAAUACAUCAACCGUCUGACAGAAAUUCAGGGAUUCAGUGAGCCUCAGAAGGAGGAAUAUUUCAGGAAGAGAAUCAGUGACGAGCAUCAAGCCAGCAGAAUCAUCUCACACAUAAGAAGAGCAAAAAGCCUCCACAUCAUGUGCCACAUACCCGUCUUCUGCUGGAUCUCAUCCACUGUGCUUCAGAAGCUCCUGAAAGAAGAUCUGAAUGCAGAAAUCCCUCAAACUCUGACUGAAAUGUACAUCCACUUCCUGCUGAUACAGAUAAACAUGAGGAAUCAGAAGUAUGAAGAGAGAGAUCCAGAGAAACUCCUGCAGUCCAACAGAGAAGUGAUUGUGAAACUUGCUGAAGUGGCUUUCAAACAGCUGAUGAAGGGCAAUGUGAUGUUCUAUGAGGAGGACCUGAGAGAGAGCGGCAUAGACGUCACUGGCGCCUCAGUGUAUUCUGGGAUUUGCACUGAGAUCUUUAAGGAGGAAUCUGUGAUUCAUCAGAAGAAAGUCUACAGCUUCAUUCAUCUGAGCGUUCAGGAGUUUCUUGCUGCUCUCUAUGUGUUUUACUUUCAUGUAAGUACAACUAUGGAGGGACUGAAGAAUUUUGCUUCAAUACAACAUAUGCUUAAAAAUGUAGUAGACGAAGCCCUUGAGAGUGAGAAUGGACAACUGGAUCUGUUCCUGCGGUUCCUGAUGGGCAUCUCACUGGAGUCCAAUCAGAGACUCUUACAGGAUCUACUGACACACACAGAGAACAGCUCAGAGAGCAUCAGGAGAACCACACAGUACAUUAAAGAGAAGAUCAAAGAUGGACAUGGACUCUCCACUGAAAGAUCCAUCAAUCUGUUCCUCUGUCUGCUGGAAGUGAAAGAUCAGACUCUGUCCAGAGAGAUUCAGGGGUUUGUGAAAUCAGACAAACACUCAGAGAAGAAACUCUCUCCUGCUCACUGCUCAGCAAUCGCCUACAUCCUUCAGAUGUUAGAGAAGGUGGAUGAGCUGGACCUCAAGAAAUACAACACAUCAGAUGAGGGGAGAAGAAGACUAAUACCAGCUGUGAGCAACUGCAGAAAAGCCCUUUUUGCUGGCUGUAAACUCACUGCUCAGGAUUGUGAAAUUGUGUCAUCAGCUCUACAAUCCUCAGACUGUGUCCUGAGAGAGCUGGAUCUGAGUAACAAUGACCUGCAGGAUUCAGGAGUGAAGAUUAUUUCUGAUGGACUGAAGAGUCCAAACUGUCAGCUGGAAAUACUGAGGUUGUCAGGCUGUAUGGUGACAGAGAAAGGCUGUGGUUAUGUGUCUUCAGCUCUGAGUUCAAACCCCUCACACCUGAGAGAGCUGGAUCUGAGCUACAAUCACCCAGGACAAUCAGGAGUCCAGCUGCUCAACGACAAACUGAAGGAUCCAAAUUGCUCACUACAGAUACUCAAGUAUGUAAGUUUGGAUCAUGGAGGGCCCUUCUGGAUCAAACCAGGGCUUCAAAAAUAUGCCUGUGAUCUCACACUGGAUCCAAACACAGCACACACUCAACUCAUUCUGUCUGAGGAGAACAGGAAGAUCACAUAUGUGAAAGAGCAUCAGCCGUAUCCUGAUCAUCCAGAGAGAUUUGCUGAUGUUCCUCAAGUUCUGAGUCGAGAGAGUCUGACUGGACGCUGUUACUGGGAGGUUGAACGGACUGGUUGGGCUCGUGUAGCAGUGGCCUAUAAAGGAAUCGGCAGGAAAGAGACUGUCUCUAAGUUUGGAUACAAUGACAAAUCCUGGUGUCUUUUCUGCACUGGUAAUGGAUUCACUGUCUGGCACAAUAAUGUCAGCAAUAACAUAACCCAUGUACCACAAUCUAACAGAGUAGGAGUGUAUGUGGACGUGUCGGCCGGCACUCUGUCCUUCUAUAGCGUCUCUGACACACACACACUCACACACUUACACACAAUCAAAACCACAUUCACUGAACCCCUCUAUGCUGGAUUUAAGGUUUUUGAGUCUGAACUGACUCUGUGUCAGAUUUAACAAUAAACAGGCUUAAAUGCCAAGGUAGUGUGAGUACAGAUGUUGUAACACUAAAUAUUUCCCCUCUAAUGGAAGUUGCACACAAAUGAUGACAGUAUGCACAUUCAGACUGUAAUGGGGGGGAGUUCUUAGAAAGUAGUUUUGCUAUGACAAAAACAUCUAAUUUAAAACGUGUGCAGAACAGCAAAAAUCCACAACUGUACUCAGUCUACACUCUUUAAUUCUCUGUCUGUUCAUGAGGCGCUGAAAUUUAAUUGUACUUUAUUCAUGACUAAUAACUUUUGGUUGUAAAAUGGCCUGGGAGGAUAUUGUGAAAAACCACGAAUUUCCACUCUCUCCAUCUUGAAUUUAAUUUAUUAAUUGUCUGCAAGAAUUAUGCACCACUGUGGCAAAUCAUCAUGAAAUUAUAUGUAUUUACAUCCAUAUUCAUUAAU